Darwinula stevensoni is the source of this 606-nucleotide messenger RNA. The record is from the annotation of a GenBank genome assembly. NCBI's taxonomy places the organism in Eukaryota, Metazoa, Arthropoda, Ostracoda, Podocopida, Darwinulidae.
AUGCUCGACUAUAGUAGCGGCGGCGGCUUUGCCCCGCUAAGACGUGCGCUGGCCCAGCAUUUGCGCAUAUCGCGCGGUGUAGAGGUGCAAGCCGAGCGCAUACUUAUCACCAGCGGUACCCAACAAUCCCUGGCCCUGUGUGCCAGCGUAUUGGCUGACGCUGGCGACACCAUCUGGAUGGAAGACCCCGCCUACUGGGGAGCCACCAAAGUCAUGCAAGCGGCGCAACUGCACAUCCAAGCGGUAGCCACCGACGUGCUUGGGAUGAAUCCGCAUACAAAACAAAAGCUUAAACCACCACGCUUGAUUUACCUCACCCCUUCGCACCAAUACCCCACGGGUGCCGUCAUGGGUUUAGAACGCCGCCAAACCCUGCUAGACUGCGCCCAGCAACACCAAGCCUGGAUAUUGGAAGACGACUACGACAGCGAAUACCGCUUUAGCGGCGCGCCAUUAUCUAGCUUGCAAGGCAUGGAUACGCAGCAGCGGGUUAUUUACAUGGGCACGUUUUCCAAAACCCUCUACCCGGGCCUCAAAUUCGGCUACUUGGUCGCGCCACCAGCGCUGGCGCAAGCCCUGCAAAUGGCCCACCACGACUUAAACCGC